AAACACAGGCGACGUUGUGUUAUUGUAUUUGCUCCGUGCGUCUCAACAUCUGCUAAGGAGCAGGGUGAUCAGGCUGAAUUUCCUGGCGAUAGUCGAGGUUACCGCCGACGCUCCUCUAUGUAUUCGGCUCUGGCAUCAAAUUUCAGCAGGAGGACGAAUAAAUAAUUUCAACAGCACACCAGAGCUCCGACUACCACUGCAGUGGUCCUCGACCUAGGGGGGUGACUCCGAAACAUGCCUUGCCUGUAGAAUAACAGGGGUUUAUUCUUGUAGCACGGCGUUUGGAAAGUCACCUACAUGGUUGCUGGGUAUCGUCGAGUAAAUGUCGACCGACUUCGCCAUACCACAUACAGGAAUCGUCCCGGACGCAAGCUCAGGGGAAUUCGCCCACCAGCAAAACAAGUCCGGCAACAAGUCCGACUGUGGUCGGAACCCACCCAAGCACUACGUCAAGCGCGCCAACACCAACGCCGCAAUGCUUGCGCUCGCGAACGGCCUCGAGUACCGGGUACGGAAGUACAACUUCAGCAAACAAGAACAUGAGAUUGUUCCGGUAGCGCCCGGGGCAGGGUGCAUCCGCCUGAUGUCCUUGCUUGCCCGGACCCUCGGUCACGACCGCGUACCCACGGACGUUCAUGCGACAGAGACCCCAACUACAGCGCAGCUGAAAGGCCAAUUUCCGGGAUCAGCAAUCUGGUCGGCACACCUGUACAAGGACAACGAUGUGCAGGUCGACGAUGGGUCGUGGAGUGCUCGCGUUUCUGGGGGCAACUUUCGCCCCGACGAAGCGGCAUUGAUCGCCCAGUACAACGUGUUUUUCGGAUGCGGAGGGGAUGAGCAAUGCAGCAACCUUCGUUGCCCCUCCUGCUGGGAUGAGGAGGAUACCUUGGAGAGUAGCCUGCUAGAAUGUUCGAGACACAUGCGCGUAGCGCAGGUAGCGAGCUGUGGCCAGGGGCGGCUGAAGGGUGGCGACGUCAAGGCAGCCGCACGGCCUGGGCCGCCUGACGACUGGGCGUUGGGGCAGGGGCAGGGAGACGAUGUCGAGAUAUUCAACAAACCGCAGCCGACGGGAGACCAUGGACCGCCAUCAGCAGACCAACUCACCCUCAGCAAGAUCAUCUACUUCUUCCGUCACAAAGGAAACAAGAACUCCAUGAGCGGUGAGCCACCACCAUUUACGUGGUGGGUUCUCGCGUACGACUACGUCGGGGUCGGCCAUGGUAACGAGCGGGUGCCCGAUUCCAUCACCGGGCAUCCGACGUUGUCACUACGGGGCGGGGCCGUCCGAAGCUUUACCCUGUAUCAGCCGUCAGACGCCAGGUACCUCCUGAACGAGGAACCCUAG
This is a messenger RNA of Ectocarpus sp. CCAP 1310/34, 1345 nucleotides long. The record is from the annotation of a GenBank genome assembly. Lineage: Eukaryota; Phaeophyceae; Ectocarpales; Ectocarpaceae.